CUCUGUUGGCUCGUUUGGCGCCUCGGUGAUGGGAUGCAGCUGCGGGAGGAGAGAAGCUGCUGCGGCCUGAGGAGGAAGAGGAGGAGGAGGAGAGGUGAAGAGGAUGAGGAGUCAGCCUGUAUCGCACUCCAGGUUCAAAAAAAUAGUGCCGUUCAACAGUGUUCCUCACACUGACUUUUAACUAAUGAGAGCCACACUGUAUCCAGAACACACUUCGCCUCUGGUCGUUUGCAUGACUUUAAACGUUAAUUACAAAGGUGAUUAAACCGGCAAGAUGUUCUGCUGCUUGUUAAAAUGGACAGUCUGCCUUCUCGGGCUCCUAACGACCAGUGCCGCCUCACCUGCCGAUGCUCCGCUGGAUUUUGGAGGCGAGUCCGGCUCCGGGAUGCUGCACACAGAUGAGGUGAACAUUCUACAGGAGCUCCCUCUUCAGCUGUUGAACAGCAGUAAUGCCUCCAUGACUGUGGGUGACAGCAGAUGUCCGGUCCUGCAGGUGGGACAGUACUCCACCGUGGCUCUUCCUCUUCAGCAGCUCCUCACUGACGGGUUUGCAGAUGAGUUCACCUUGUUGGUGCAGCUGCGGAGUCCUCAGAGAGAUGAACGCAGUGUCUUCACCAUGCUGAGCCCCAACAGCCAAGUUAUGCUGCAGCUGAGGAUCAGUGCUCGUGCCGUCAUCUUCAUAGGAACACAACAACGGCACUAUGAGUUCCCAGUCAGCGGUCUGUCUGAUGGAAGGUGGCAUCAUGUGGCCGUGAGCGUCUCUGCCAAGCGGCUGGCGCUGUAUGUGGACUGCUCUCUGCUGGAGAACGUGGACUGGGUGUACCAUGGCAUGGGGAUCAGCUCUGAAGGGCUGCUCAUGGUCGGGGGGAUCGUCGAGGGCUUCGAGACUCCAUUUGAAGGUCACCUCCGACAACUGACCUUCCUGAUGGGCGACCCAGACGCCGCCCAGCAGCACUGCAGCCACCACCCGCCCCGCUGCGGUGAGGCUGCCUCCAAGCCUCCCCGCUCUCCACGCGUCAACAACGUCCUGGAGAAUACCCUGCUGUCCUCGAAUGACCUGGAGGACCUGCUGGGGAAUCCCGAGGAUGAGUCAUUUUUAAGCCUUGGCAGAACUAAUAUGUUUCUGCGACGAGGGAGUACCCGAGGGGAUGGGACGGUUCCUUCAGGAUCCAAACGGUCCAAAGGUUCGAUAGGUCGUGGAGAUGUCUUUGUGGUGGAUGAGGACACUGAUUUGUUGGAUCCAAUCUUCCAAAAUGGCGGACAAGUCAACCCUCAGUGGAAGCCUUCCAGAAAUGGAUUUAAGGGAAACCAGAAGGGGAAGCCUGAACUGUCAUCAAAGCUAUUAGAGGAGAACAUUACCACAGACAAAAAGACUGACCCCAGUGGAAGGACUUCAUCACUGUUCCCUGGUAAACCAUCCAAUGGCAUCAUUGACCUGGACCUCGGAAGCACCACCAAGAAGCCCGUAGUGGGAUUUCCUGUACUUCCAAAGAGCACUUCAGAUCCCAGAACAUCGUCAGACUCCAGCCAAUUAAGUGAGGAGACAGAGGAAAUGUCCGGAUCUAUCUCACCUACACCUCACGUCAUAAUUUCUGGUCCAUCUACAAAGCCAGAAGAUGAGGAGGGGACACUGAUCACCACUGAUCAUAGAGCUGGGGACAAUGGUAAACUACCAGGGAAGGAGCGCCCUGGGAUUGUAACCAUUGUAUACAGAGACAGAGAUGUGGUCCUGGGCUCAGAUGGCAAAAGGUACCGGCUCCAGAGAGGGCCACCAGGUCGAAUGGGUCCCCCAGGGCAGGAAGGCUGUCCUGGUGAGCCUGGCCCAUCUGGGUUUAAAGGUGAUCAGGGUAAAAUGGGCUCAGAAGGGAAUCCAGGAAAAAAGGGGGAGCCUGGGCCUCCCGGACCACCAGGUUUACCAACCCUCUACCUGUGGAAGAAUACAGCAGAGGAAUGGGCUGCAUUUCAGCAAACAAAUUUCUACCAGUUACUUCUUGCUGGUUGGCCUAGUAAAGAAGGCCCUCCAGGACCACCUGGAGAGAUGGGCAAGUCUGGCAUACCGGGGCCACCUGGUGAACCUGGGCAGCGAGGACUGCCAGGGAUGGCGGGAGAAAUGGGUGAGCGGGGUCACAGGGGCCCUCCAGGACGAGUUGGGGCCCCAGGGAGAGAUGGGGAAAAUGGAGAAGAUGGACAACCUGGAUCACCUGGUGCUCCUGGUCCACAGGGCCCGUGGGGAUACAGGGGAGAGCGAGGGUCCAAAGGGGAAAAAGGUGAUGAGGGUCUCAUUGGCCUCAAGGGUCCAAGGGGGGAAACUGGUGAUCCUGGUGAGAAGGGCUCAACUGGUGCACCGGGCCCACCUGGUCCAGUUGGACCACCAGGGCCUCAGGGGAUCCGAGGUGGAUAUGGGCCAGAGGGGCCCCGUGGGCCUGAUGGUGAGAGUGGACUGGAUGGUCUCCCAGGUCUGCCAGGACUGAUGGGCGCGCCAGGUUUUCCAGGACGAGUUGGCGCUCAAGGAGUUAAUGGCUCAAGGGGGGACAUGGGACCUGCUGGCAGCGUUGGUCCCAUCGGCCCACGGGGGCCUCCAGGUUUAGAGGGACAGAUGGGACCUCCAGGGCUCAGAGGACCUCAAGGACAUUCUGGACUGAUUGGUGCUCCUGGACCUAAAGGAAAUCCUGGGCCUGUGGGGCCCAUGGGUGCCCGGGGGGAUCCCGGCUUUGAGGGGCCCAUGGGUGCACCAGGGCAACGGGGUCCUAUGGGUUUUCCUGGGAUAACAGGUAACAGGGGACCAGACGGGGACAAGGGGGAUCCAGGACCUAAAGGGGACAAAGGUAUUCGAGGGGCAGCAGGUAUUAUGGGUCCUCAGGGAGAGAGGGGCCCCAUUGGCUUCCUAGGUUUCCAGGGCACCAAUGGACAGCCGGGUUCCCCAGGCCCACAGGGCACAAAUGGAGAAACUGGCCCUCAGGGAAAACAGGGCAGCCGCGGGCUAAAGGGGAACAGGGGACUGGAUGGACGAAAUGGCAAACCAGGACCCAGAGGGAGCAAGGGUCGGACUGGACAGAGGGGCCACACUGGCCAACUGGGCCCACUGGGUUUGCCGGGGCCACCUGGACCAGAGGGACCAGAAGGAAAGCCUGGUACACAGGGUCCCUCAGGUGCGGCUGGCAGCGCUGGCAGUAAAGGGCCGAUGGGUUUUCAAGGAAUUGCUGGAGACAGAGGACCAGAUGGCCCACCAGGUUCUCCGGGCUCACUGGGAAAACCAGGACCUCCAGGACCACCAGGACCCCCAGGAGAAAGGGGUUUCACAGGAAAGCCAGGAAUGGAGGGACCUCAGGGCCCAGUAGGCAUGUAUGGCGUCCAGGGGAACAUGGGCAUGCGUGGGCCUCCAGGGUUCUUGGGAAAAACGGGUGAGCCAGGUUUACGAGGCUUACCUGGACCUGUUGGGAGGCCAGGACCUGCAGGUCUGCCAGGUUCCCAAGGCGAGAGGGGACCUCAGGGACCUCAGGGUCGCGCUGGAGAUGAAGGACCCAAAGGGAUACAGGGCCCACCAGGCUCUCCAGGUCUUCCAGGUGCUGAUGGGCCAUCUGGAAAACCAGGACCCAGGGGGAGCCAAGGACCCCAAGGACCUCAGGGACCACAAGGGCCAACAGGAAUCCCAGGAUCACAAGGUGCUGAUGGAUUAAUGGGGGCAGCAGGGGAAAAAGGACGCAAGGGUUUACCUGGCUUGCCUGGUGAUGCUGGCCCCUCAGGACAAGAUGGGCAACAGGGUCUCCCUGGCCAAACAGGAAGUGAAGGUCCACCCGGACAGAAAGGAGAUCAGGGGGAUAUAGGGUCAUGUGGGAAGCCUGGUCCUUCAGGGCCACCAGGCGAGAGAGGACUUGAGGGCCCAAAAGGCUUACAGGGACCACCUGGACCAGUGGGUAAAGAGGGUGAUGUCGGGCUUCCUGGUGAAAGCGGAGGUCCAGGUCCUAAAGGAGAGAAGGGGGAUGUUGGACCUCCAGGUCUGUCUGGUAAAGAAGGCCCUUGGGGAGCCCUUGGGGAAAAUGGUGAAAGGGGCCCCAAGGGGGAGAAAGGCCACACUGGACUAAUGGGUGAACCAGGGCUGAUGGGUGACGUAGGACCUGCAGGUCUGGCAGGGUUACCGGGAAUUACUGGUUCGAGGGGAUCCCCGGGACUAGAUGGACCUCAGGGUCAGAAGGGAGUGUCUGGCCCUCUAGGAAUGACUGGAACUCCAGGGUCAGGAGGCCCUCAGGGAAUAAUUGGUGUGCGUGGUGUCAGAGGAGACAUGGGGGGCCUGGGACCUCCUGGUUCAAUAGGACAAGUUGGACCUCAGGGAGACCAGGGAGCUAAAGGGGAACCGGGGCCACAGGGACUGAAGGGAGAUCCAGGAGCUCCGGGUCCACCAGGGGAACAGGGUGAUGAUGGUCUGCCAGGAAUCCGAGGUCCUCCAGGUCUGCCAGGACUUGAGGGGCCUUCCGGAGAGAUGGGGCCCCAGAGUCCCCCUGGUUCCGCAGGGGCUCCAGGAGUGCAAGGAAGACCAGGCCCCGAGGGGAAGCAAGGCAUGAAGGGGGAGAAGGGAGAGGAUGGCAAAAAUGGCUCACCAGGGAAGGCGGGUCAUGUUGGAAGGAGGGGAAAACGAGGCAAGGCCGGAGUCAGGGGGACCAGAGGGGACAGAGGACCCAAGGGGGAAAAGGGAGACAUAGGACACACUGGAAUCCCCGGGUGGCCAGGGCUCAUCGGAAUCCCAGGAUUACGUGGAGAGCCGGGGGAUCAAAGUGAAAAGGGGAAAGAGGGUGAGAAAGGAGACUCAGGACUGCCUGGACCACCUGGAGCUGAUGGCAUGAAGGGUAUUCGUGGUCCUGUUGGGUUGCCAGGACCACAGGGCCUGAAAGGAGAGCAGGGACAUAUUGGUCUACCAGGAUCGAGGGGUUUACCGGGCAUGCCAGGACUGCCUGGUUUGUUUGGAUUGAAGGGUUUGAAAGGCUACCAAGGUUUGCCUGGUCUACCCGGCAGGAGGGGGCUCCCAGGCCCACCUGGGGUUCCUGGACCCCCAGGACAGUCACUGAAUAUAACGCUGACUCAACUUAAGAGUCUGAUGUAUGUGUCAGACAAGCCCAACUAUCCUCUGAUCCAGACUCUGCUAGAUUCUCUGCAGCAGGAGCUCCGGCUGCUGGUGGACCCUCCUGACGGCAGCAAGGAGCAUCCUGCCACCACCUGUCUGGAGCUCUGGCUCUGUCACCCUGAAUACAGCAGCGGAAUGUAUUACAUUGACCCCAACCAGGGCAGCCCUGCUGAUGCUCUGCUGGCCUACUGCAGCUUCUCAUCCACAUCAAAACAGACCUGCCUUCAUCCUCAGGACUCACAGUUGACAAUGAAAGCCUGGAUGGAAGAAUUUUCUGAAGAAGGCUCUUUUCAGUGGCUCAGCAGGCUGGAGCAGGGGUUUCAGUUUUACUAUCCAGGUGCUAAUGUGGUCCAGAUGCGUUUUCUGAGGUUACACAGCAGCACUGCCAUUCAGAACAUGACCUACUCCUGUCAUCCAGGACACAGACUGGGCCAGACAGACAGAGAUGUCAAGUUCCUCACUGACACAAGGAAGCAAAGUUACCUUGGAGCACUUCAAGAUUGUGUGCCGGGAGAGGAGACCAUUUCUGGACCUCGAGAGUCUGUGUUCGAGUUUGAGGACCUCCAGCUGCUUCCUCUGAGAGACAUAGCAGUAAUGGGAGGUGAAAACUUUACACACCACUUUGGCUUCACUGUCGGGCCUGUCUGUUUCAGCUAGAGCAUGCUAGAAUGGUGAGCCGUCCCAGAAGACUCGCAGGUCCAGGACACAAACCUCUAUUCAAACCAUUGGUCCCAAGAGGAGAGCAGGAACAGCGCUUCAAAUUCACGAAGAUGUCACUUCCUUUUCCUCUUGUUUUGAGAGAAUUGAUCUCUCAAGUUAAGUUACUCUAUAUUCCCGAAUUCGAGAGAACACAAGACAUUCAUCAUGGAGAAGUCAUUUUUGUUUACAGAGACAUUUAUCUUAUAUUGAAUAAUUUAAAAAUGUAUGUUUUUUAUCCUUUAUACAAUGUUUUUUUUCUAAUUGAUUUUUGGUAUGUGCUUUCGGGCUUCUGUCAUAGCCAAAUCUAUUGUGUAUAUAAAAGUCAGGCUGUCCUAACUGACCUCUUAACAAUGUGUUCUGCAUUGGGGACACAGCUACUGUCGUCCCAUUGGCUGUAUGUGACCGGGCCAGUAAACUGUUCGCUACUUUUAACUGGAAGUGAACUCAGAUGUCACUUGUCACUGUCUCAAGGUGCUGACCAACAUUUAUUUAAUCCCAAAAAACAAAAGAACUGUUUUAUUGUUUUAUGCUUACUUGAUGUCGUCUGUUGUCAACUGCACGACCAAAUUUCCUCAUUUUGAUAAAAUAUAAACUUAGUUCAUAGUUUUUACAGUUUCAUAUAAUUGUAUGCGUUUUAUAUCUCAGGAAUGAUACAUUAAUGAUACAUACAUGGGCACUGAAGCUGCUGUUUCCACAGUAGGUCGGUCAGUUUUGUAGUUUAGCGUUAAACAAGGGUUAAAGUUGCAAUUUGGAAAUUUAGGAAAUCCUCUGUUAGUAAUGACGCCAGCAGUCGUUAAAUGAACAGCAGUCACUAUCCUGCUGCUCGUACUCCUUGGGCACAGGCGAGCAUCACCAUAGUCCUGAGCAAUACUAAUUGCUGGAAAAUAAAUUAUAUUUGCAGUAAUUUUACUGUAAUCUUAUUUGAACUGUGGUUUGCCAUUUGCAACUUAUGUUACAAAGCAACCAGUGCUAGCUAAGUUACAUCGACCUGGCUGACCAUAGAUUGCUUUCUCAGUAAUAUUUUUAAUAGCACAAUACUAUAUGAGUGGAUUUAUUGAUUUCCUAAUUCCUUCACCAGAAAGUCAGUGCAUCGUCAGUGCAACACAAAAUGUAAAUUGCUUCACAUUUUUACAUAUAGAAUCCUUAAAGGUACACUAUUUGUCACAUGCUGUUUAUGAACACACAUUUAAAGGUACAGUAAGUGUGACAGAUAGUUGAUUGCUCAGUGUCUGUACUUCAUGUGUUGGGAAUGAGAUUUAACAAUCAACUGUCCUUCUCCAAAACUGUUGACAGCCAGAGACAUCCUAAAAACAGUAAAAUAAGGAAAUACAGAUAGAGGGAAGGGUUUCUGCAGAUUCAGACACUGCCACACAGUUCUAUUGGGUCAUCAGUGAUGUGUGAGAUUGAUUGUUUUGAGCAGUCGGUAAGAAAAUCCUGCAUAGUAAACCUUUAAGAAAUGUUAGUGUUUGGAAAUGGUAAAGGAUAAAUCCUUGAAAAGAACUAAACCAACUUUGCAUAAGUCCUAAUAGUGAGUAUUUAAAGCAUGAUGUGUUCUUUUCCUCUGUGCCAUAUAGCUCCAUUGUUGUCCAAAAACUGUUCAAAACAUAAAAGAAAGAGAGACACUGACACUGGAUGACAUGUUCUUUAAUCAAACUGUAACAACAUAUUGUGAGCUUUGCAUUUUUAGGCGGAACCAGUGAGCUUGGGAAUGAAUGUCUCAUACAGGGCAGGGAAAUCGAUGUGAGAGAUGGACUAAAGCAUUGAUUUUCUCUUUCCAUGAGAUUUAUUGAAGAUAAGAAUACAAAAUAAUUACACCACCUUUGUCUUUGAAAGUGCAGAACUCCUGCACACUGUGAUCAAAAAUGUAAAGUAGUAUUAGCUGUAGGUCUUCAUCUGAUAUUAAACAAUAAUGCAAAAUAGGCACAUGGAGCAUCAAUCAGUCACCAAAGGACAAAACGCAGAAGCACCUGAGAUGAUUAGAUAUUCAACACCCUGUCAAAAUUUAUGUAUCAAAAGACAAAUCAACACAUUUGAUUGCUUUAAAAGAAUGAAAGGAAAAUAAAAUAGAGGAACGAAUUUUUCUUCAAUCUCCAGUACCAGCAUUUUACAACAAUUUUAGGACAUUCCACUCUCCUACAUUAUUUAUUGUUUUAAAAAGAGAAAUCUUAAAUUUAACUAUGUUGAGGAGAUUAUUUUUUUUUCUCUUAUUUUCACGUAAACCAAAGACUUGAGUUAAGUACUCAGACCUAUUUCCUCCCAGGAGAUUGCUGUAAUUUCUUUCACUGUACUGUAAAGAUUAAUCUUAAGUAUGGCUGUAGAGAAAAUGCAAAAGUACUACCCAGGACCUGCAGACUUUCUUUGGCCCCCUGAUGAAAAAUAAAUGCUUAUUACCAUCCCCUUAACACUGAAUAAUUGCUUUCAACCUGAAUUUCUGCUUCAUUUAAUCUAAGAAGUGCUUGGGUCUAGGAAAAAUAAGCAAGUCUUGUAACUUCUCAGCAGAAUCAGGAUUUGGUGUUUGUAUCCAAUGGCAGUCAGCAGUGAGUGGUGAGUAGUUUGUUGCACAGUCUGUCGGGAGUAGAAGAUUCAUUUGAGUGAGAUCUCAGGGAGUUUAUGUUGAGAACAGAGUCUACUGGCUCAUCCAAAACAUCAGCUUUGCAGCUUGGAAAAACCAAAAGCAAAAUUUUGUUAUUUUAUACCAAAUUCCCAUUUUACUGCUUGCGAGUUGUCCGUGAGCUCGAGGUGUACCACUGCUAUAUAAGAGGGAAGAGAUUUAUUUAAUCCUAAUCUCAACCAGACCAAUUGGAAUUUACAGCCACAGGUUUGCAUUUCUGGCCUGGUGUUUAAUGUUCAGUGUUCUUUUUGUAUUCAGAUUUGUCAUAUCCUCUUACUAUAUGAUUGCCUUAGCUGGCUGAGACAGAUGAUUAUUACUUUAUUUGUUUUGUACAAAUUAUCAUGUUCAAGAAUAUUCAAUGACAUGCUGGACAUAUAUCUUGUGUGAUCCCUCCAUCAGCUCAUUCAAAGAAUUGUCAUCUGACUUAAAAUAAAUAAUAUUUAAAAAAAACAAGA
Messenger RNA from Scatophagus argus, 8881 nucleotides. Its product is annotated as collagen alpha-1(I) chain. Bases 275 to 5773 code for a protein of 1832 amino acids. Gene Ontology annotation, molecular function: extracellular matrix structural constituent. The record is from RefSeq and is a predicted model, not a curated record. The transcript has 68 exons. NCBI's taxonomy places the organism in Eukaryota, Metazoa, Chordata, Actinopteri, Scatophagidae.